Molecule: messenger RNA, 990 nt
Organism: Ostertagia ostertagi
Lineage: Eukaryota; Metazoa; Nematoda; Chromadorea; Rhabditida; Trichostrongylidae
Source: the annotation of a GenBank genome assembly
UUUAGAGCACUGCCUCCUGCUGUCUACGCCGGUUUUGAUCCUACCGCUCAAAGCCUCCACAUUGGCAAUUUAUUAAUUGUAGUUAACCUCUUGAGAAGUGCGCAGUUUGGUGUGCGGCCAAUUGCUAUCGUUGGCGGCGCUACUGCAGCAAUUGGAGACCCGAGUGGAAGGUCUACUGAACGUGAGGCUCAAGACAAGGAUCAAUUGGUGGAAAAUACUGAGGCGAUUACCGUUCAGUUGAAAAACAUUGCUUGUAAUGUACUGAAGGAGGAAAUCACGGUGGUUGACAACAAUGAGUGGUUCAAGGAGAUGUCAAUGGUGGAUUAUUUGAGAAAUUGUAAGCAACUACGCGUCGGUGAAAUGCUUCGGAUGGGAGCUAUAAAGGCCCGCUUAGAGGACAGUGGAAUUUCCUUCACAGAAUUCAGUUACCAGACGAUGCAGGCGUACGAUUGGGCCAUGAUGGUGAAGAAAUAUGACUGCAGGUUUCAGAUUGGUGGCUCUGACCAGUUGGGUCACUUGGAUAUUGGUGCUCAUUACAUCAAAAGAACAUGCGAAGGGACAUUUGCGGCAGGUGUUUGCUUACCAUUGGUGACAGAUAGUGCUGGAAAUAAGUUGGGGAAAUCAGAAGGUGGAGGUGACGUUUGGCUCAGUGCAGAAUUGACAUCGCCUUUUCACUUUUAUCAAUUCCUUCGUCAGCUACACGAUACAGAAGCUGAGCAAAUGUACAAGCAAUACAGUUUGGCUCCAUGGGAAGAUGUGCUGCAGAAGGUCGACGAACAUCGUUCAAAUUUGGGGAAAUGGAUUGCACAGGAUGCGCUUGCUACUGAGCUCACUCAGGUCGUGCACGGAGACGAAGGAUUGCGCACUGCUCAACGGUGUUCUAGAGCACUCUUUCAAGGUUAUUUUUACAACAGUAAGUUCGUGUCUAUGACGGGAAGGGUCUAUAGAGAUGACUUCGCUGACUCUCUGUUGUUAAGCAGUAACUGCAUU